CUCGCUUUCAGCCUUCAGGCUGCUCGCAUCUCUAACAACGCGACCCGGACUCUUAUCUAAGGCGUUGGUGGGUCUUGAUCCCAUCCAUCCGGUUCUCCGCCUGGACUCCGUGCAGAGGGGAUGAGGUUUCGUCCUCGCCCCUUCGGCCGGUCGGGUGAUUUUACAGCAAGAUGCUGCUCUCCAUCGGGAUGCUCAUGCUGUCGGCCACACAAGUCUAUACCAUUUUGACUGUCCAGCUCUUUGCAUUCUUAAACCUACUACCUGUAGAAGCAGACAUUUUAGCAUAUAAUUUUGAAAAUGCAUCUCAGACAUUUGAUGAUCUUCCAGCAAGAUUUGGUUAUAGACUUCCUGCUGAAGGUUUAAAGGGUUUUUUGAUUAAUUCAAAACCAGAGAAUGCCUGUGAACCCAUAGUACCUCCACCGCUAAAAGACAAUUCAUCUGGAACUUUCAUCGUGUUAAUUAGAAGACUUGAUUGUAAUUUUGAUAUAAAGGUUUUAAAUGCACAGAGAGCAGGAUACAAAGCAGCCAUAGUUCACAAUGUCGACUCUGAUGACCUCAUUAGCAUGGGAUCCAACGACAUUGAUGUGCUAAAGAAAAUUGACAUUCCAUCUGUCUUUAUUGGGGAAUCAUCAGCUAAUUCCCUGAAAGAUGAAUUCACAUAUGAAAAAGGGGGCCACAUUGUCUUAGUUCCAGAAUUUAGUCUUCCUCUGGAAUACUAUCUAAUCCCCUUCCUUAUCAUAGUGGGCAUCUGUCUCAUCUUGAUCGUCAUUUUCAUGAUCACAAAAUUUGUCCAGGAUAGACACAGAGCUAGAAGAAACAGACUUCGUAAAGAUCAACUUAAGAAACUCCCUGUGCAUAAAUUCAAGAAAGGAGAUGAAUAUGAUGUAUGUGCCAUUUGUUUGGAUGAAUAUGAAGAUGGAGACAAGCUCAGAAUCCUUCCUUGUUCCCAUGCUUAUCACUGCAAGUGUGUAGACCCCUGGCUAACUAAAACCAAAAAAACCUGUCCAGUCUGCAAGCAAAAAGUUGUUCCUUCUCAAGGCGAUUCAGACUCUGACACAGACAGUAGUCAAGAAGAAAAUGAAGUGUCAGAACAUACCCCUUUACUUAGACCUCUGGCAUCUGUCAGCACCCAGUCAUUUGGGGCCUUGUCAGAAUCCCGCUCACAUCAGAACAUGACAGAAUCUUCAGACUACGAAGAGGAUGACAACGAAGAUACCGACAGCAGUGAUGCAGAAAAUGAAAUUAAUGCACAUAGCGUUGUAGUCCAGCUGCAACCUAAUGGUGAACGGGAUUACAACAUAGCAAAUACUGUUUGACCUUUAGAGCGUGAUUGGGUUAUUUCCUAAUAAAUGUUUAUUUAGGUAUAUAAUUUGAUUUUUUGCUCCCUUCAGAGAUUCCUGUAGAAAUAACUUAUUUUUUAGUAUUCUACAGUUUAAUCAAAUUACUGAAGCAGAUUUUAUUGAUCCGGUAUUUAUCUGCAGGAGUACAACUUCAUUUCACUGAUAACUAGUAAUAGACUGGUGCUGUAAUUCAAGCAUCAAAUCAACUCUUCUGGAAUGAACUAUAGCCAAAACAUUAAAAAAAAAA
Messenger RNA from Hyaena hyaena (striped hyena), 1587 nucleotides. It is a transcript of the gene RNF13, whose product is annotated as ring finger protein 13. Lineage: Eukaryota; Metazoa; Chordata; Mammalia; Carnivora; Hyaenidae. The transcript is spliced from 10 exons. The record is from RefSeq and is a predicted model, not a curated record. Gene Ontology annotation, biological process: protein ubiquitination; positive regulation of DNA-templated transcription; ubiquitin-dependent protein catabolic process. Gene Ontology annotation, molecular function: ubiquitin protein ligase activity. Bases 171 to 1316 code for a protein of 381 amino acids. Gene Ontology annotation, cellular component: cytoplasm; nucleoplasm.